Cucurbita maxima (winter squash) is the source of this 1935-nucleotide messenger RNA. Its product is annotated as DUF21 domain-containing protein At2g14520. Bases 272 to 1654 code for a protein of 460 amino acids. The record is from RefSeq and is a predicted model, not a curated record. Gene Ontology annotation, biological process: magnesium ion homeostasis. Gene Ontology annotation, cellular component: intracellular membrane-bounded organelle. The transcript has 10 exons. NCBI's taxonomy places the organism in Eukaryota, Viridiplantae, Streptophyta, Magnoliopsida, Cucurbitales, Cucurbitaceae.
UGCAGUUAGGUCCCUAUUAAUAUCACCGGAAAUAGCGUCUUCCGUAUCCUUCGCUUCGCUCACGUCCCCUAUCCAUCGGCUAUCAUCAUCUUCUUCCUCCAUCCCUCUCUCUCUCUACUGUACACGUUCACUUUGUCUCUCCUCUCUCUCUUCCCCAAACAAACGUAUAUUCUCUGCAACUGUUUCGUUAAUGGACCUUCUCCGUCGCCUUCAACUCAACGCCGGCCUCUGAAGCUGAACUCGCCGUCAAACGCCCUUUCCUGUCAAUUCAAUGGCUGUUGAAUACGAAUGCUGCAGCACUAAUUUCUUCAUCCAUAUACUCAUCAUCGCCUUCUUGGUCAUUUUUGCCGGCAUGAUGUCCGGCCUCACACUUGGCCUUAUGUCCAUGAGCAUCGUCGAUCUCGAAGUUCUUGCCAAGUCCGGUACCCCCAAGGAUCGCAGGUACGCCGCAAAGAUAAUGCCAGUAGUAAAAAACCAGCAUUUAUUGCUGUGCACCCUACUGAUUUGCAAUGCAGCAGCCAUGGAGGCACUUCCUAUUUUCCUCGACAGUCUAGUUACAGCUUGGGGUGCUGUUUUAAUCUCGGUGACAUUGAUUCUUCUAUUUGGCGAGAUUAUACCACAAUCUGUUUGCUCUCGGUAUGGUUUGGCAAUUGGAUCAACAGUUGCUCCUUUUGUUCGUGUUCUUGUCUGGAUUUGCUUCCCUAUUGCAUAUCCAAUCAGCAAGUUACUAGACUUUCUACUGGGCUAUGGACAUGUGGCCCUUUUCCGUAGAGCUGAGCUCAAAGCACUUGUGAAUUUGCACGGUAAUGAGGCUGGAAAGGGUGGAGAGCUGACACAUGAUGAAACCACUAUCAUUGCUGGAGCACUUGAACUUACUGAGAAAACUGCUAGUGAUGCCAUGACUCCUAUAUCUGAAACUUUUGUAAUUGACAUUAAUGCAAAGCUCGAUAGGAAUUUGAUGAAUCUCGUUUUGGCGAAAGGGCAUAGCAGGGUGCCAGUUUAUUAUGAAGAACAAACCAACAUAAUUGGUCUUAUCCUGGUUAAAAAUUUGCUUACAAUCCACCCAGAUGAUGAAAUUCUAGUAAAGAACGUUACCAUUCGAAGGAUUCCAAGAGUUCCAGAAACUUUGCCAUUAUAUGACAUUCUGAAUGAGUUCCAGAAAGGUCAUAGCCACAUGGCCAUUGUUGUUAAACAAUGCAACAAAAUGAAUGGAAAACACGAUGAACAACUGGGCAACGAUCCCCAGAAAGAAGUUAGAAUUGAUGUGGAUGGUGAAAGGCCUUCACCUUCACAAGAAAAAACCAUGAAGAUUAAGACAUCAUUUAAGAAGUGUAAAAGCUUCCCCGCAAAUAGUUCAUUCAGGAGUGGUGGUUCUAGAAGCAAGAAAUGGACAAAAGAUAUGUACACUGAUAUCCUAAAAAUAGAUGAAAACCCUCUCCCUAAGCUUGUUGAGGAAGAAGAAGCUGUGGGUGUUAUAACAAUGGAAGAUGUCAUUGAAGAACUAUUACAGGUAGUAUCUGUUCAUGCUGCACAUGACAUAAUUAUUCGUUUGUUUUCAACACGGGAUGGUUUUUUAGUAUCAAUGUUUGUUUUUGACAGGAGGAGAUAUUUGAUGAGACUGAUCAUCAAACAGAGGACUCAUGAUAGUUGUUAGUCAAAGAAUGAAUGGUAUGUUCUAAAUUAUAUACCUACAUAGAAAAUAUUUGUUGAAUGUGUUGAGGCUCUUAAUAGAUGUUGGAACCCACAAAAUGGUAAAGCGAAGCUUUUGAGGGUUGAGGAGAGAAGUUUAUGUUUUUAUUAUACAACCAGAGAAUGAGUAUUUUAGAUGUUUAAGAGAUGAAAAGACACUCACUCAAAUUUUAGAAGCUUUUGAGGGUUAAAUUAGUGUAUGAGCUCGAUUCAACUCAGUUCUAAUUUAGUUUAUGCGGUUUUUAG